GGUAAUAUCGGGGGGAUGGGAGGUGGGUUGGGGAAUAUAGGAGCGAUGAACGCCGGUAUAGGCGGUAUGGGUAACAUUGGAGUUGGGGGAGGAAUAGGAGGUCUAGGCGGGAUGGACAUGGGCAUGAACAUGAACAUGAACGUGUCGAAUCCUCUCCGUGGCAGGCAGGGAAGUAUGGGUCCCGGCUCGGGUGGUCCUGGUGGGAAUCUCACCCCCUCUGCGGGCGGACUCGGUUCGGCGCCACAGAGUCCGGUCAAGGGCGCUAGUCUUCCGCUCGGUGGGAUGGGAGGCGUAGGUGGAUUGGGAGGUAUGGGCGGUGGGAUGGGAGGGCCUAUGAAUGCGGGUCCGAUGAUGCAGGCGCUGCAGAGUGGACUUCCGCCUUCGAUCGGGAGGUUGCCUGGGGCCGAUAACGUGAACAUGCAGAGACCGGGCACGGCUGGCGGUGGUGUUGGUGUCGGUGGUGUUGGUGGCCCCAACGUUUCUGGUGUCCCACCUUCGGUGCCUGCUGCCGUUGGACCCUCUGCGUCCUUCGCCGCUGCGUCUUCGGGCCGUCCUGGGGUUCCCCAUUCGCAGUCUAGUAACGGACCGAACGGGACGGUCGCUCAGCCCCACGGGAACAACGCUGCGAACGCGAACGGCAACAACGUAUCGACUUCGAACGUCCCCCUUCCGCGUAACGUUCAUCCGAAACAGACGCGUAUUUCUUACGUCCCGGCGGACUCGCUUCCUCCGCUGAGCGAUAGCGAGAUCGAGCAGGUGAAGGAGUGGAUUAGGAAGGAUAGAGAGUAUGAGGGCAGGUUUAAGGAGAUGAAUGAGAGGAUGGGUGGGGAGAUCAGGGAGAUUAGGAUGAGUGGGAUGGGGAUGGAGUGGUGGGAGAGGAGCGAUGGGCUCGGCGCGGUGGCCGGGAGGAGGAAGUUUGGGAUCGUUUAUCCGAAUGUGAGAGUUGGGGGGAAGGAGGGAGGGAGGAAGAAGGGGAGGGUCGGGUGGAGGAUGCCGAAGAGGUUAAGGCCGGAGGAGGCACAGAAGCCGGAGCAGCUCGUUCCGAUCCGGUUGGAGUUUGAUGUCGAGCACCAGAAGAUGCGGGAUACGUUCGUGUGGAACCUCAACGAUCCCGUCGUCACACCCGAGGUUUUCGCCCAGUCCGUGGUCGACGACUACAGCCUUCCCCACAGUUAUCUCUCCAUCAUCUCCAAAUCCAUCCAAGACCAGCUGAGCGACUUCAAAGCGCAUAACACGUCACUCAUGGACGACGUUGACGACCAUCGUGACCGUGAGAACGCGGCUGAGGAUGCCGAUGGAAAGAACGGCGUACGGCACAAGGACGAUAAGGAGGACGAGUCAGUCGUGCUCGCAAAGGGAACGCUGGAGGGCGAUGAGCUGAUUUGGUGGGCUGGCUGGAGGAAGAGACUUUGGGAGGAGACGGCCAGUGCGGCGAGUUUGAGGAAAGGGAGGGGAAGUAGGAAGAGGAGAAGGCUCGGCGCCGUCGCUUCUACCACCGUCGAGACGAGCGUGAAUCCUCCUACCGUCGAGGUUGUCGGCGUAGAUGGUGAUGUGGAGAUGCCUACCGUUGUGAAGGCGGAGGUUGAGGACGAUAAGGAGUCGAUGGUGGUGUCGUUGGCGAACUAUGGGCUGGAUAUGAGCAUGGAUAAGGAUGAUUCGUUCGAGAUUGAUGAUCUCGAUAUGGACGAAAAGGAGCCGCCGGAGGAGAUUCGGAUCUUGAUCAAGCUCGACAUUGUCGUUGGUGCGAUGAAGCUCGAGGAUCAGUUCGAGUGGGAUAUCGAGAACAGUGGGGCUUCGCCGGAGCAGUUCGCCGAGGUGUACGCCAAGGAGCUCGGCCUUGGUGGAGAGUUCAAAACUGCUAUCGCACACUGCAUCCGCGAGCAAGUACAGACGUACCAGAAGUCUCUCUUCCUCGUUGGUCAUCCCUCAGAUGGCACAGCCGUACAGGAUGACGACCUCCGGAUGUCCUUCCUCCCGUCUCUAUCCUCCGUCGCGCGUCCGAUGGAACAAGUCUCAGCUUUCACACCCAUCCUCAACUACCUCAGCGACAGCGAGAUGGAGCGCAACGAGAAGGAACGCGAGAAAGAGCUCAACCGUCGUCGCAAGCGUAACACCCGUGGUCGCCGCGGCAUCGCCCUUCCCGACCGCGAACCGCUCAAGACGUUCCGCACGCCCGCUAUUGGUUUCCCCGAUGUCGAUCCCGCCACUCUCGCUCUUCAACAAGCUGCUGCUGCACCCACUUCCAGGAGAGCUGCUGCCGCCGCUGCUCAGCUUACGAUUGCCAACAUGGUGGCGUCGGAGAACGGGACAGCUGUGAUCACACCGACGAUGCCCGCUGCGACUCCAGCACAGGCUCAGGCGAAUGCGAAGAAGGAAAAGAAGCCAAGGGGAUUGUUCAAGGCUCCGCCGUACCCUCCUUCCGUUCUCAAGUCCCGGGCGUCAGUCACCGCGCCCACGUCCUCAACAGCGGCAGAUAUCGCCUCGCUCCCGCCCCCGCUAGAGAAUGACCCACCUAUCACUAUCUUACCGCCGAAAGAUGUGAGGAGCGCAAGGCAACUGUCGGCGAAGAGGGCGAAGGAGCUCGAGAGGGAAGCAAAGGAUAGGGAGUACGCGGACGGACAGCAUGCGAAUAUGAUCGAUGGGGUUUGGCACUGCUCGAACUGUGGAUGUCCGGAGGAUAUUGCUGUUGGGAGGAGGAAGGGCCCGUUGGGCGACAAGUCGCAGUGUGGUGUCUGUGGAAAGUUCUGGCACAGACAUCGCAGGCCGAGACCUGUCGUAUACAACGCGGACGCCCAGUAUCAUCUCAACAUGAAGCUCGAAGCCGAACGGGCUAAGACUGCCGCGAAGAAAAAGGGCGGCGCCGCUGCUCUGCGUGCGGCUCAGAACGCAGCUGGAGAUCAGGACCCAUCGACUCCGGCCGCCACUGCCUUCCCCGAGACGCCCAAGUCAAAGUCCAAUGUGUGGAUCGACGUCCCUCCAUCCCGGUCUGCGUCUCGCAUCAGCAAAUCAAGAGCUGUCUCUCCUGCGUCCUCUAGCUCGAGCGCCUCUGAUCCGCCGCUUGCUGAGAAGAUGAAGAUGAGUGCGGUUGCGAACAGCAUCAAGGCGGAGGCACUCCCCGUGGUCAGCCCUGUGAAGGCCGAGUCGGCGCCACCGCCACCUGUUGUGCCUUCUACUUCGGAUAGUCCUCCCGUCGCCCCUCCUCCAUCGCACGAGAGCGUAUCGGCGCCUCCUCCUGCUCCCUUGAGUAGCACAGGUGUCUCUACUCCCAUCGAACAGACGAACGGAUUCGCGCCGGCGCCACCAGAGUGGCUUACGCAGGCUACGAAAGAUCUGCAGGAGCAGUACCCGGCGGACAAGUUCGAGAUUAUCCUACGCAACGAAGUGUGGCGUAUCAGGUGUGGGGAUUGUGCUGGCAAGGUUUACAUGCCAGGUCCCGACGAAACGAUGAAUAACUUCAUAGUACAUCUCAAGAAUAAAACGCAUCGGAGCAAAGUCGCGGAUCGUGUGGCGAGGACGUCUGGCUCUGCGACAUCCAGCUCGUGAAGGAUUCUUCCCGCCUUAGAACUCCACUCUUGAAUUUUCGUCUUGCCUCAUGGACCUCAAAAAUGAUAUACAUCGCUGGACUUUGAGAUGAUUGGAUUGCUGUCGUGUUUGUCUACUGCUCUACAUGCCCAUUUUUACACACUUGAUUUUUCUUUUUUCCUUUCUCAGCUCUCGGUUUCUGUCUCUUCGCGUCCGCCCGAUCUCCGUUUUUGUUUUUCGCUCGUCUCGAUAUACCCUUUUAUAUCGAGUUAUAUCUUCGUACCCUCUCGUGCAAGGCCUCAUACGGUCUGCUUGUUUAUCGGAAUACACCUUUUCCCAGCGUAACUACGUAUCUGACUGGGUGUUCGUUCUGCGAUUGUGGUAUAUUCGCCGGAUGUGUGGCCUAUCUGUAGUAUACUCUCUGUUAAAAGAUAUAUUAUUGGGACUCCCUUUGUUCACUCU
Messenger RNA from Stereum hirsutum FP-91666 SS1, 3984 nucleotides. RefSeq names its product SNF5-domain-containing protein. The coding region runs from base 46 to 3543 and encodes 1165 amino acids. Gene Ontology annotation, cellular component: SWI/SNF complex; nucleus; nuclear chromosome. Gene Ontology annotation, molecular function: transcription coregulator activity. NCBI's taxonomy places the organism in Eukaryota, Fungi, Basidiomycota, Agaricomycetes, Russulales, Stereaceae. Gene Ontology annotation, biological process: chromatin remodeling; regulation of transcription by RNA polymerase II. The record is from RefSeq and is a predicted model, not a curated record. The transcript has 8 exons.